AUGGCGUGCAGUGAGUUUCGGGCCAAGACUCCGAAGGACAGGAAGAUCAUAGUCGACAACCACAGACUGUGCUCCAAUUGUCUGGGCAACCAUGCCUUCUCCAAAUGCCCGUCGACCAAGACGUGCAUCCUGUGCAACGCGAAACACCAUUUGCUUUUGCAUGACGCCACUUCAUCGUCUUCGCCGCCAGCGAUCGCCGAGGCCAGUGCGCUAACGGUCUCGCAACCACGCAAGAACCACAAGGCCAUCCUGCUGGCCACUCUCUCUCUGCUGCACGCCUCUCCGUCAACGAUGUCUAUGGCAUUCCACAUAAACGACUCAAACUGCAACGUGCCAAAUCCACCUUCGCCAUUUUCGGAAUCGGACGAACUCUUUCCGGGACAGCUCCGAGGAAAGGUCACGUUGCAACUCACUUUCACGGUGACUGGAGCGACCAUCUCUGCAGUUGCUGUCGUGCUGCCGCGCUUGUCGCUGUAUCAAAGCACAGGUUCUCAGCAGGGCAACGCAUGGCCACACCUUCAAGGUCUCCCUCUAGCAGACCCCGAAUUUUCAGCGACAGAUACCGUCGAGCUUCUGCUCGGAGCCGAGGUUUGUUCCGUCAUAAUCGAGGAAGGCCUUCGCAAGGGUGAAGUCGACGCUCCCAUUGCUCAGCAUACGAUCUUCGGCUGGAUUCUGUCAGGAGGCUCAUCCGACACAUCGCUUCACGAAGCCGCCUCAUGCCAGUGCUCCAUCGAGCAUGAACUCGUCAAACUGGUUCGGCAGUUUUGGGAGCAGGAGGAGGAGGCCAAGCCCUCCGUCACCUUAACGCCCGCAGAGCAGAAGUGCGAGGACCAUUACGCCAGCACACACUCUCGGCUCCCAACCGGACGCUACAUGGUGUGGCUCCCGCUCAAGACGCAGCCUGCUGCUCUCCACGAAACCCGCCGGUCAGCCGUGCAUCUUCUCACCUCCAUGGAACGGAAGGGCGCCCAGGAUGUCCGGUUCGGACACAUGUACCAUGCCUUCCUAAAAGAAUACGAGGACCUGGGGCACAUGACGGAGGUGAACGCCACACGGCUAGGUGAGUUAGUAUGCUACUUACCACAUCACGGCGUUCUUCGGGAGUCAAGCUCCACCACGAAGCUCCGGGUAGUGUUCAAUGGAUCACAGCGCGUCUCGACCGGUGAAUCGUUGAAUUCGAAUCAAUACAUCGGAGCUAACCUCUUAUCUGGCUUGUCUGACGUUCUAUCGCGAUGGCGUCGGCAUCGAUUCGUGAUGAUAGCUGACGUCGAAAAAAUGUACCGUCAGAUACUGGUACAUUCAAACGACAGGAACUUCCAGCGCAUCUUGUGGCGGAAGCAGCAAUCAGAAGAAGUGCGCGAAUAUAAAUUGAAUACUGUCACAUACGGGCUAGCCAGUGCACCGUUUCUCGCAAUCCGGACACUACGGCAAUUGGCCGACGACGAGCACUUCCGGUAUCCGCUCGGCGCGACAGUUUUUCAGCGGGACUGCUACGUGGACGACAUUGUCACCGGCGCAAACACAAUUCGCGACGCGAUAGUUGUUCAGACACAGCUGCGAGAGUUGUGCAUGGCAGGCGGAUUUCCGCUCCGAAAGUGGGCAGCCAACAAUGAGGAGUUGCUCGCCGGAAUUCCUCUCGCGCAUCGUCUGGAGACAACCUCUCACGCAUGGGAGGGCGAAAACCAUUCGACUCUCGGUUUGAGGUGGUUUCCCGCCGCCGAUAGCUUCGGAUUCAAGAUAAAUCCGCGAAAGAUUGCCACUUUUACCAAACGAAUGGCACUAGCGGAAACAGCUCGGCUGUUUGAUCCACUCGGAUGGCUCGCGCCCGUUGUAGACCGCGCAAAAUUCCUGAUCCAGUCCGCCUGGAUGCAGGGGCUGGAUUGGGACACACAACUGCCUUCGACCGACGCGCGCACAUGGCAUCUAAUUGACGAACUCCCAGUUCUCGAGGGGGUGCGGAUACAACGCUGGGUGGGCACUGGAGAUAGCAAGGCAAAGCUUGAGCUGCACGGCUUCGCCGACGCGUCUGAGCGUGGUUUCGCGGCAGUGCUCUAUCUUCGUGUUACAGCAACGUCAGGUGACAUUUCCGUGCGUCUUCUCGCGUCUAAAACACGGGUGGCUCCGUUGAAACAAGUAUCCAUUUCUCGUCUCGAACUCUGUGCGGCCACAAUUUUAACAAAUCUCGUGCACCAUUACCAAGACACGUUGGAAGUGUCUACCGCCCACACGCACUUAUGGUCAGACUCCACAGUGACCCUGCACUGGAUCCGGGAGCACUCGUCAAGGUGGAAGAUGUAUGUCGCGAAUCGAGUAUCGCACAUACAACAGCGUCUUCCGGACGCAAAAUGGCAUCACGUUCCUGGAGAGGAUAAUCCGGCCGACUGUGCCUCUCGAGGCCUCUCUCCACAGGAACUUCUCAAUCACUCGCUCUGGUGGGACGGGCCCGCGUGGCUUAAACUCGAUCAAUCCUGCUGGCCGCGCGACCCGGGCGACGACCCGGCCGAGGAAGUUUUGGAGCAACGAGUGUUUACUCACGUUACCAAGGUAGACACUUCAGAACCCGACUUGCUGCUCCGUUACUCAGCCUUGCAUCGCCUUCUCUGCACCACAGCUUGGUGCCUGCGAUGGCGCCGCAAUGCGAGUUCGGCCCCACCAACGGCGGGCAAGUCCACGAGCCAAGUUCUCACGCCUGACGAAAUUGCCUGCGCACUCCGCACCUGGCUUCGCGUUGUGCAGAAACUGCAUUAUGCGAAGGAGGUCACGGCACUGGAGACGAAGUCACCAUUGCCAACGUGCAGCCAGCUCCUUCGCCUCAAUCCGUUUUUAGAUGCUCAGGGCGUCCUCCGGACGUUCAAAGGUAGCUGGAGCGUUACAAAGUCCAAAUGGCAUAACUGUGAAUUGCCAUAA
Messenger RNA from Wasmannia auropunctata (little fire ant), 2907 nucleotides. RefSeq lists its product as uncharacterized. The transcript has 3 exons. Lineage: Eukaryota; Metazoa; Arthropoda; Insecta; Hymenoptera; Formicidae. Bases 1 to 2907 code for a protein of 968 amino acids. The record is from RefSeq and is a predicted model, not a curated record.